AUGGCCAAAAGCAUCCAAGAUCCGGAGAUACUCUCCACGAUCAACACGAAGCCACCGACAAAGAGAUAUCACCCAUCACCUCUUGCGUGGGAGGACCAGCUCCUGUACUUCCUGCUGCCCGAUCGCUUUUCGGACGACAACGAGAAGAACUACAAGGAUAUCGAAAACAGACCCGUCACCUCCGGCUCAACCCCGUUGUUCCAACAAGGCCAGGACAACGGCAAUGCCAUUCGCACAGACGCCGACGCGGCUCAGUGGCGCGCAAAGGGUGGCGUCUUCGUGGGUGGUAAGCUCAAAGGCCUGAAAAGCAAACUCGGCUAUUUGCAAAGACUGGGCGUGACGGCGCUGUGGAUCGGGCCGAUCUUCAAGCAGGUCGCCAAACUCGAGACGUAUCACGGCUACGGAGUGCAGGAUUUCCUCGAUGUGGAUUCCCGCUUCGGGACGCGUGAGGAGUUGAGGGAUCUUGUGGCAACGGCACACGAACACGGCAUCUAUGUCCUGUUGGACAUCAUCCUCAACCACAGCGGCAAUGUCUUCGAAUACAUCGCCACCGAUCCGCACUACACAGGCGACACGUUUCCGGUCAAGGGGUUCUACGACGAGAACCGAGAGGCAGACAUCCCUCUCGGCACGGUCGACGCACACACGUACCCCAACGCAUUCCCCAACGCCGCGAUCUGGCCCUCGGAGCUCCAGGGCGCAGAGUGCUUCACGCGCAAGGGCCAGAUCAACGGCAACGGCUGGGACAAUGCGCCGGAAUACCUGGACGGGGACUUCUUCGACCUGAAGGACCUGGCACUGGGCGCGUCCAACCCGGACCACUUCAGCGCGACGCCGGCGCUGCGCGCCCUCGCCGCCUGCUACAAGUACUGGAUCAACUACGCGGACCUGGACGGCUACCGCAUCGACACGGUCAAGCACAUGGGCGACGGGCCGACGCGGUACUUCGCGAGCGUGAUCCACGAGUACGCGGCGCGGCUGGGCAAGGACAAGUUCCUGCUGAUCGGCGAGAUCACGGGCUCGCGGGCGUUCGAGACGGUCGAGGCGACGGGCCUCGACGCCGCCCUGGGCAUCGGCGACGUGCAGGAGAAGCUGUGGCGCGUGCCCAAGGGCCAGGCGAACCCGAGCGACUAUUUCAAUCUGUUCCGCAACGCCCUGUUCCUCAACAAAGGCAGCCACACGUGGUUCCGCGACCGGGUCGUCACCAUGAUCGACGACCACGACCAGGUCUGGCGCGGCGGCGACAAAGGCCGGUAUUGCUCCGACGGGGACGGCGCCGAGCUCGUCCUCGCCGCCCUCGCCCUCAACCUGCUGACCCUCGGCAUCCCCUGCAUCUACUACGGCACCGAACAGGCGUUCGAUGGUCAGGGCGGCUCAGACCGGUACAUCCGCGAGGCCAUGUUCGGCGGCGCGUUCGGUGCGUUUCGCUCCAAGGGCCGCCAUUUCUUCGAUGAAGCGAAUCCCGUCUUCGCCGGCACGGCCGGCAUUGCCACCGUGCGAGCAGCUGAGAUCGCUCUGCGUCGUGGAAGGCAGUAUCUCCGUGAGAUCUCGGGUGAUGGCGUGCAUUUCGGCUUGCCUUCCAGGAUUGGUGAUGGUCCGCUUCGGUCGGUCAUUGCGUGGUCGAGGUUGUUUGCCGAUGAGGAGGUGCUUUGUGCUAUCAGCACGGAUGCUAAGCAGGUGUUGAGUGUCUGGGUUACGGUCGAUGCUGAGGUUCAUCCUGCCGGGACGGAGCUGGCGCUGUUAUAUUCUUCUGCUGACGGUGGAGUAGCUACUGAGGUGCCGCAGAAAAUAGCCGUCGAGGCGAGGAGUGGAAGGAGUACGGUCAAAUUGACCGUUCCACCGGGUGGUGUUUUGGUGUAUAAGUGA
Molecule: messenger RNA, 1866 nt
Organism: Exophiala bonariae
Lineage: Eukaryota; Fungi; Ascomycota; Eurotiomycetes; Chaetothyriales; Herpotrichiellaceae
Exons: 1
Coding region: 1-1866 (621 amino acids)
Biological process (GO): carbohydrate metabolic process
Source: RefSeq, a predicted model, not a curated record